Messenger RNA from Ogataea parapolymorpha DL-1, 3888 nucleotides. RefSeq names its product putative ABC transporter. Gene Ontology annotation, molecular function: ATP hydrolysis activity; ATP binding; ABC-type transporter activity. NCBI's taxonomy places the organism in Eukaryota, Fungi, Ascomycota, Pichiomycetes, Pichiales, Pichiaceae. Gene Ontology annotation, cellular component: membrane. The record is from RefSeq and is a predicted model, not a curated record. The transcript has a single exon. The coding region runs from base 1 to 3888 and encodes 1295 amino acids.
AUGUCGGAGAAGACCAGUGAUAUAACAAAGUCUCACAGUAUCGAGCCUUUGGAAUAUACCCCCUUCAAUGAAACGGGAUAUGAAGAUACAGAGGAAAACAUAUCUUUUACCAAAACGCAUCCUGUGAGCAUCAAUGUCCAUAAUCUUCAGAUAUCAGCUCGCAAGGGUCCUAAAAAGAUAUUUGGGCGAAAUGCCAAAAAGAACAGCAAUGAGUCAACAAAGAAACAGAUCCUACAUCCCAUGUCAUUUCACAUUCCAGAGAAUACUCUUGCUUGUAUAAUCGGAGGAUCUGGUUCGGGAAAAACGACGCUUCUGAAUAGGCUUGCCGGUAAACAAAUUACGAGCUCAACACUCAUUCAGGAGGGGUCAGUGACCUAUAACAAUGAUUCAGACCUCUCGAAAAUUAGACACGCGUACGUGAUUCAGCAAGAUAUACUGAUUCCUAAUUUGACUUGUUUCGAAACGCUCAUGUUCGCUGCUGAGCUCAAACUGCCCAAACUUACCUCAAAAACUGCUCGUGCAAAGCUCGUGAACGAGAUUAUCAUGGAGCUCGGACUCAAGGAGUGCCGUGACACUCUUGUUGGAGACCGUGUGAACAAGGGGCUCAGUGGGGGUGAAAAAAGACGGCUUAGUGUUGCUAUCCAGUUGGUUUCCAAUCCAUCGUUAUUAUUUUUAGACGAGCCAACAACGGGUCUGGACAGUUAUAAUGCGUACCUGCUCUGCGAAUCUCUCAAACGGCUUACAAAAAGAUUGGACAAAACCAUCGUCUUGAGUAUUCAUCAGCCUAGAGCGGAUAUUUUUCGGCUUUUUGACCAGGUUUACAUUCUCAGCAAGGGACACAUGUGCUAUGGUGACACCUACGAAAACGUGUUUAACCACUUUGCCUCUCUAGGAUACCCUAUUCCGGAGAAUGUCAAUCCAGCUGACUUUCUUAUAGAUACCACAAGUAUCGACUCGCGAAAUCCAGAGCAGGAAGCCAUAUCUUCGAAACGCGUGUAUUUCAUAGUCGAGCAAUGGAAACAGCGAAUGGCAAAAAUUGAGCUACCGGUGUACAAAGAUAAAAAUACCGAUCAUGGCGACGAAACGUUCCAAAAGGUGGGGCGGGCCCCUUUUUGGAGAGAGCUUCGCAUUUUGAUUCGAAGAAACUUUAUUCUCGAAAGAAGAGACCCAAUUGGAUACGCAGCAUUGCUAAUGGAAGCUAUUCUUCUUGGUUUAAUGACAGGUUGGCUCUAUUUCAAACCAGGAAGUUCUCUAGUUGGCUUACGUUCCAUACAAGGCUCUUUGUACACUGUCUCAUCUCUGCAGGCAUACUUGUUCCUGCUCUACGAAAGCUACCGGCUGUGCUCCUUGGAUUUGCGAGUGUAUGACAGGGAGCGAUCAGAGCAUUGCAUCUCAAUUCCUGGGUUCUUAUUGGCACGCAGGAUCGCCAAACUCUUCUCCGAGGAUAUAAUCAUACCGCUUCUGUUUUCCCUGUGCACUUACUUUAUGGUUGGUCUUCGAACAGAUUCGUCUAUUUAUUUCUUCCGUUUCUUUGCGGCAAACAUACUAUUCCAUUUAAAUUCCAUGGCAUUUGCAACCUUGGCUGCCUCCCUCACAAGAGAUGUUGCUCUGGCUACACUCAUUUGCAACCUCAAUUUCACAUUCCAAACCAUGACUAAUGGAAUGUACGUGAAUGCAAAGCAGAUGCCUGUGUAUGUCCGUUGGUGCAAAUACGUCGCAUACCAAUGGUACUCCUAUGGGCUUCUCAUUUCCAACCAAUUCACAGGCUACAGGGGCGACUGUUUCAAAGAGCACGCUGACUCGCCCAAUGUGGAGGACAUUUGUCGUGCAUAUACGGGCUCAUACAUCACCAACAGCCUUGGUUUCUGGGAGAACUGGAUAGCGCUCCCAUUUGGUGUACUUGUUGCAUUUUUUGUGGGCACUUUCGUGGUAGCUGGCGUAAUUCUGAAAAUUAAGCCUGAGGAUGUGACUAUGGCCAAAGAGGUGAAACAAAGCGAGUCGAAGUCAGCCACUUCAACCGAAAUCCCACGGGCGCUUCCUCAAUCUGAUCAACCCCUAGACAUCCGUGUUUGCGAUGUAAACCUAUAUGUGGAAAACAAACUAGCCCGUAGAGGCAAAAAACAGAUCCUCAACAAUGUGUCUUGCAAUUUUCAGUCGGGAAAACUCAACAUCAUAAUGGGCCCGUCUGGUUCUGGGAAAACAUCGCUGUUGAACCUGAUGAGUGGCCGUUUGAAAUCCACUUUGUUCACUCGGUACUCGUCCUCAGGCGUGGUGUACUUGAAUGACUGCCAGACAGAGUUUGAUACCAUCCGACCUAUCUGUUCGUACGUUGUGCAGGAUGACCACCAUCUUCUGCCUUCCAUCACUGUGAGGGAAACAUUACGCUUUUCAGCUCGGAUGAGACUUUCGAAAGCCAAAUUGUCCUCGUCUCAGAUCAACGCCCUGGUGGACAGGUUGAUACUACAGGUCGGUCUGCGGGAUUGUGCCGAUACCCUGGUUGGUAACGAAUUGAUCAAGGGUAUUUCUGGAGGCGAGAAACGCCGGCUCUCCAUCGCCAUUCAGCUCCUGUCGUCACCAAAGAUGCUAAUCUUGGACGAGCCUACGUCAGGACUGGACUCGUUCACCGCCUCCUCGAUCUUGGAAUGCCUGGAUCAUCUUGCAAGCUCUGGAACAACAGUCAUAAUGACCAUCCACCAGCCACGCACUCUCGAAGGUUUUGGCCGCAUUCUGCUGCUUGCAAAGGGCGGCCAGGUGGCUUUCAACGGUACGCAGGAAGAAUUGGUCGAUCAUUUCACUUCUAUUGGGUAUCCUAUCCCCAAGUUCACCAAUCUCGCUGAUUAUGUCAUCGAUAUGAUAUCAUACAGCACAACCCAUGAGGAAGUGGAGAGGCGCACUAGGGAACGAGUGCGGCACAUUGUUGGUGCCUGGAAGACCGAAAAUCUUCACCUGAUACCUCGUCGGAAGCUCACAUCGAAAACAGACCUGUACUCUGAAUUCCACGCUUUCGUUAAGCAGCCUGUUGAUUUCGUCACUGGACUGUAUGUGCUUACGCAACGACAGAUCCUCAGCUUAAUUCGUGAUAAAAACAUCCUGUUUGCAAGAUGCACGCAAGUGAUUGGUAUGGGUGUUAUUCUAAGUCUGUUCUUUGCGAGACUCAAACACAACAACACAAGCAUACAGAAUAGACUAGGUUUGAUCCAGCAGAUCGUCUCCAUUUACUUUACUGGAAUGCUCAACAAUAUGGCUGCGUAUCCGCGGGAGCGAGACUUCUUUUAUGAGGAGUACACCGACGAUGCUACCAACUUGUACUCGUUCUUUGUCAGCUACACACUCAUCGAGAUACCGUUCGAAAUAUUCAAUGCCCUGGUGUUUUCUGUGUUCUUGGUGUUCGUCGUGGGAUUUCAAUACGAUGUUGGCUUGUUCUUCACAAUGGUGUACACAUCUGCUCUUGUCAUCAACGCAGGAGAAUCUGUGGGGCUCUCGUUCAACACCAUGUUCGAUCAUCCUGGCUUUGCGCUCAAUGUCAUCUCGAUUAUUUGUUCAGUUGGUGUUGCUAUGGCUGGUUUGUUAGCUAUGACGCUUGACAGCUUCUUGAGAGCACUAAACUAUCUUUCGCCGGCGCAUUAUUGCGUGAUGUCGAUAAGCAACCUAGUCUUCACCAAAAAACUGAAACUGUAUUGCACAGACGAAGAGCGCGUAAACAAUGGCCAAUGUCUAUUCAAUACCGGCGAAGAUGUCAUGGAAAGCUAUAAUCUUAAGGUGAACCUUAAGCUUUACCUUAUUCUCAUAGUUAUCGUGACGAUAUGCCAUCGCUUGAUUCCUUUGGUCCUCUUGAGACUCAAGCUGGUCAAAUUUUCGGUAAUGCGUCCUGGUCAUAGCUCAUCGUAG